AUGGGUGUUCGCUAUGUAAUUGCUGGAGAAUCUCAAUGUGAUUUAUUUGCAGAAAUAUGUUUAGUCGCCGAUUACCUAGCACAACGCUUACCUGAUUUUUGUUACGAACGUAUAGAAAAACCAGUAGCAGAAUGGAAGCCGUGGCUACAGAAAAUUAAUCAAAAAAAUAAAUGGCACCACACUGGAUCACCGAUUGUUUGGAAAGAAUUAUUAAUGGCUGGUAGUAAGCCAUUUUAUAUAGGUUAUGCAUCAGAAUUUUUAGAAUAUUACAUAGGAUUGGAAAUGGCAUCCGUAGCCGCAGAAAUUGCUGAAGUCCCUCUGAGAAAUAUGUUUUGUCCACCAGUAUGGGGUUUUGUUGGAAUAAAUCAUUUAGUUGAUAUUCGAACAACAAUAUACAAAUAUGAUUCAUUUAAUCCAUAUGAAAGAUAUGCAAAAGUAAAAAAUUCAACUCUUUGUAUUGGCACUAUUACUCCAGAAAUGCGAACAAUGGAAUAUUUAAUGUUUUUUGAUGAAACUUUAUGGAAGAAAGUGGCUGACCGAAAAGCUCAGAAGAAGAUGACAGAAAGACCAAUUUUCAUUGUAAAAGCUAUAGCACUGUUGAAUCUAAUUAAAAUAUGGCUAUUCGAUCCUAACCCUAAUUACGUAGUGAAUUUGGGCAUACAGUGUAACGGAUCAUUUGGAUUGACAUUUAAUGGAGUAUUUUCUCAACCCGCACACUUAGUAAAUGGUGAAUGGCGACCAGCAAGUAAGUAUAUGAUGCCAAAAGAUCCACAAGUAAAGAUACCAUAUUUACAGAAAAUUGCUGAAAUUGUUAUGAAAUUAGAAAAGACUGAUUUAAAGCAAGUUGUUACUUACACUCCAUGUGUUUGUAAGCGUAGACAAUUUGCCAAGAACUAUGACAUAUAAUUUUGUUCAAU
Nymphalis io (European peacock) is the source of this 917-nucleotide messenger RNA. RefSeq lists its product as uncharacterized. The transcript has 5 exons. NCBI's taxonomy places the organism in Eukaryota, Metazoa, Arthropoda, Insecta, Lepidoptera, Nymphalidae. Gene Ontology annotation, molecular function: oxidoreductase activity, acting on the CH-OH group of donors, NAD or NADP as acceptor. The record is from RefSeq and is a predicted model, not a curated record. The coding region runs from base 1 to 906 and encodes 301 amino acids.